This is a messenger RNA of Paralichthys olivaceus (Japanese flounder), 4204 nucleotides long. Its product is annotated as rasGAP-activating-like protein 1. The record is from RefSeq and is a predicted model, not a curated record. Gene Ontology annotation, biological process: cellular response to calcium ion; intracellular signal transduction; regulation of GTPase activity. Lineage: Eukaryota; Metazoa; Chordata; Actinopteri; Pleuronectiformes; Paralichthyidae. Gene Ontology annotation, molecular function: GTPase activator activity.
GGAAGACGCACUGACGUCAGUAUCCCACCUGCUCCUGUGACUGGGCUGGAUCCGGUUCUGGAUCAGGUUCUGGAUCUGGAUCUGAUCUGGAUCUGAUCUGCAUCUGAUCUGGAUCAGGAUCUGGAUGUGGACGCGCGCCUGUGCUGCGCGCUGCUGGAGAGAGAGCCGUGCGCCGUCACGCGCUGAAGGUGCCAUGAAGCGAAGGAAACUGAGUUGCAGCGGAGGAGGAGAGCGCUGCUUCUAAGAGCCCGCACAUGGGAACAUCGGAGGAACAUCGGAUUAUUACCGCACUCGACUCUAAAAUGGCCCAAAACACAUCUCUUUAUUUCCGUAUUGUCGAGGGCAGGAACCUCCCCGCCAAAGACGUCUCUGGAACCAGUGAUCCAUACUGUAUUGUAAAAGUUGACAAUGAAGUAGUAGCCAGGACGGCCACAGUGUGGAAGAACCUUAAUCCUUUCUGGGGUGAAGAGUAUACACUGCACCUCCCGAUGGGUUUCCAUUCACUUUCCUUCCAUGUCAUGGAUGAGGACACCAUUGGGCACGAUGAUGUUAUUGGAAAGAUUACACUGAAUAAAGACGCCAUCAGGUCUCAAGCUAAAGGGCUGGAUAACUGGCUGAACCUGACGAGGGUCGACCCUGAUGAAGAAGUCCAGGGAGAGAUCCAUCUGAGUGUGGAGCUGCUGAAAGAUACAGAGAAGAUCAGCCUGCGGUGUCAAAUCAUUGAAGCCAGAGACUUGGCUCCAAGAGACAUCACCGGGACCUCUGAUCCAUUCGCAAGAGUUAUUUUCAACAACCACAGCGCAGAGACCUCGAUUAUCAAGAAAACUCGUUUCCCUCACUGGGGAGAGACACUGGAGCUGCAGGUGGAUCCCGAGGAGCUGAGUGUGGAAGGAAACGUCACUGUGGAGGUCUGGGACUGGGACAUGGUGGGCAAGAAUGACUUUCUUGGAAAGGUGGAAAUUCCUUUUCCUUGUUUGCACAAGGCACCUCUGUUAGAUGGCUGGUUCCGUUUACUACCCUUGGGAAACAAUGAGGUUGAUGCAGGUGGUAAGCUGGGAGCACUGCGUCUGAAGGUGCGUCUGGUGGAGGAUCGGAUUCUGCCAUCUGUGUACUACCAGCCUCUCAUUGACCUCCUGGUUGAGUCAGUCAUCUCGCCCACAGAGGUGGAGGAUAGCAGCGCUCUGACCAUGCUGGAGGAUGUAACCACGGUUGAGAGCCGUCAAGAUGUGGCAAUGACCCUGGUGAAGAUCUACCUGGGCCAGGGCCUUGUGGUGCCUUUCCUGGAUUACCUGAACACUCGGGAGGUCAACCACACCACUGAUCCAAACACUUUGUUUCGCUCCAACUCACUCUCCUCCAAGGCUAUGGAGCAGUUCAUGAAGGCUGUUGGCAUGCUGUAUCUGCACGAGGUGCUGAAGCCCAUCAUUAAUCGCAUCUUUGAUGAGAAGAAAUACAUCGAGCUGGACCCGUGUAAGAUCGACCUGAACCGCACGAGACGGAUUUCAUUUAAGGGGGCAGUGUCGGAGGCAGAGGUGCGGGACAGCAGUGUGGAGAUGCUGCAGAGUUACUUAACCAGCAUCAUUGAAUCUAUUGUGGGCUCAGUCGAUCAGUGUCCUCCGGUCAUGAGAGUGGCCUUCAAACAACUGCACAAGAGAGUAGAGGAGCAAUUUGCUGAACCUGAGAACGAGGACGUGAAGUAUCUGGCCAUCAGUGGAUUCUUCUUCCUGCGUUUUUUUGCUCCUGCCAUCCUCACGCCUAAACUGUUCCAGCUGAGAGACCAGCACGCGGACACGCGCACGAGCAGAACCCUGUUACUACUCGCCAAGGCAUUGCAAAGUGUCGGGAACCUGGGCCUUCAGCUGGGUCAUGGAAAGGAGCAGUGGAUGGCUCCUCUUCAUCCCAUCAUCCUUCGCAGCGUGGCGUCUGUGAAAGACUUCCUCGACAAGUUAAUCGACAUAGACCAUGACAUUGUGUCGGAGGUGCCUCAGAGGGCCGUGUUCAUGCCUUCUGUCACAGUCAAAGAGGGAUUCCUCCACAAACACAAGACAGAGGGGCCCCAGCUGUUGUCCCGCUUUGCCUUCAAGAAACGCUACUUCUGGUUGACCAGUGAGACGCUGUCCUAUGCCAAGACCCCUGAGUGGCAGGUGCGCUCCUCCAUCCCCGUGCAGUGCGUGUGUGCCGUGGAGAGGGUGGAUGAAAAUGCCUUUCAGCAGCAGAAUGUAAUGCAGGUCAUCACCCAGGACAACGACGGACAGAUGCACACCAUGUAUAUCCAGUGCAAGAACGUGAAUGAGCUGAACCAGUGGCUGUCAGCGAUCAGGAAAGUCAGCAUCUACAAUGAGCGCAUGCUGCCCUCUUUCCACCCAGGGGCUCAUCGCGGUGGCAAGUGGACGUGCUGUCUGCAGGCAGAACGUGCAGUCACAGGCUGCAGUAGAACCCACUCGGCUGUCACUCUGGGGGACUGGAGCGACCCGCUGGAUCCCGACGUUGAGACUCAGACCAUAUACAAGCAGCUUCUCCUGGGCAGAGAGAAACUGAGGAAAAAAUAUGUGGAGAUGCCGGAUGCUGAUCAGGCGUUGAGCAAUAAAGAAAAGAUCAGCCCUGACGUUGUCCCAGAUGGUGCAGAAUGCAACGUUCAGCUCCUGAAGCCAGGUCAGAGCAUGGUCGCCCGGCUGCUGGCGGUUCUAGAGGAUCUGGAGCAGGCUCACGCCACCUUCCAGCACAGAGAGAAGCAGGACGCCACCAGUGUCAUUCUGAAUCCCUAGACUCCAUCAUCACAUCAGGAUCCACUGAUGGAGAGAGGCAGGGGGCGGGGCUGCAUCCUGAACCAACACAUUUAAGCAUCUCCCUCUUGAUUGUCAGGGAGAGAGAGUGGCCACAGGAUGUGCCCUCCUUCAUCCUUUCAGUUCACGCCUCACUGUGAAGAGCACAAGAAACUCUCCCACUUUGAAUCUUUUUGUAUUCUCUGAGUGCCACUGGCUUCAACAGCGCCACAGAGAGAGAUUAUAAUACUUGACGAUAGAGGGGGGGGCCGAGGGACUUUGACGCUGAUAUUUUCUAAUGUUGAUAACAAGCAAUCUGUCGCAUGGCCUGCAUCCUCUUGUUGUUGAAAUGUGACGAGGAGCUUUUAUAUUUUUGAGAAACUGUACAGGACCUCAGUUGCACGUUUUUAUGCAAAUGGCUUGUUGUAGUGUAAUCUACAUUAACUGAAUGUAAGUUGUUUUCACAUUGCUUUUAUCAACGUUUCAUAUCUUAUUGAGGCAAUUUUUUGGCACAUUGCGGCCACAUUAACAUUAUAGGUCAUACCACCAUGAGAUUAUGAAAUGCUUGUGCUCAUGCCACAGUAAGACGCUGCCUGUUUGAUAAGAAACAUGAUCAUUUUAAUUGUUGCUUUGGUCCCUUUAGACAAAACAAUGUGCUUUUGUUUGGUGCUAUGGCCAGUCCACCUACAUGUUUGGUUCUCAUAUUAUUUGCAUAUUUAAGAAACACUUGAUGUAGCCGUUCCCUAAAGUCAUAUGGGUAACAUUUACCUUUCAAUAUAAUAUAUUCAAUCAAUAUAAUGUCCAUCCACAUCCAGUUACCUGAGAUUCUCCCAUUUGAUAUACAUUUACAUUUCCUUGAGAUUUAGGUGCCACCAUAUUUGGCUUGGAUGUGUCUUAUAUGCCAAAUUUCUUUAUAGACAAUGAAAUGAAAAAAAAAUCACAAUCAAUUUUCUAUAUACAGUAUGUGAGACGCACAAAACACAAGCGUAUCGUAAAAGCCAUUUCCUGCACAGAGAGUAGCGUUCAGUGUCUUUCCUUGAAAUGGAUGUCACUGAAUGUCGGAGAGAUCAGUCCAGUGAUCUCUCAUUGAGUCUCAGUAUGAAUUUUAUUGUGGUAAACAUCAUUUCUGUUAGAUGUAAACCUAAAACACACAUGCCAGACACAGCCAUAGGUUCCAAUGAUAUUUUUUAUAUUUCCUAAAGGUUUUGGUUUAUGCUGCCUUGCUCCAAAAUGUUGUUUUAUUGAUUUGCGACUUCAAUCUUUUCAAAACUAAACUGUGGUUUGUGAACUUUAUAUUCCCUGAAUAAGGGCUUUUAUUUUGAAAAGAAAAACACACUGCCUGUACUUUAUUUUGCAAAUUCACCAUAAUGGUUUGUUCCAAGUGAAUUGUUACUGUGAACUAAAAACAAUUGUAUUAUUCAGUAAAAUCUUAUUUCAGCUAA